Messenger RNA from Adineta steineri, 1038 nucleotides. The record is from the annotation of a GenBank genome assembly. Lineage: Eukaryota; Metazoa; Rotifera; Eurotatoria; Adinetida; Adinetidae.
AUGAAUAUAACCAAAUGUUUCUAUUUAGGAUGGUCUAUUACCCGUAAUAUGAAUGUUGCACGAGGAGACCAUACAGCAUCUGUAUUAUUAAAUGGAAAAGUUUUAGUUGCUGGUGGGGCUUAUGAUAGUGGUAGUUCUUUAAAUAGUGCUGAGCUGUAUGAUCCAUUAACAGCUACCUGGACAACUACUGGUAACAUGAGUAAUGCACGAUUCUCUCACACAGCAUCCGUAUUAUUGAAUGGAAAAGUAUUAGUUACUGGUGGUACACCCAAUGCUAAUGAUGCUUUAAAUAGUGCUGAGCUGUAUGAUCCAUUAACAGGCAUUUGGACAACUACUGGUAACAUGAAUAGUGCACGAUUCUUUCACACAGCAUCUAUAUUAUCCAAUGGAAAAGUACUAGUUACUAGUAGAUUCAAUAGGGGUAGUGCUUUGAAAAGUGCUGAAUUGUAUGAUCCAUCAACAGGUACUUGGACAGCUACUAGUAGCAUGACUAGUCCACGAGGUUUUCACAUGGCAUCUGUAUUAUUAAAUGGAAAAGCAUUAAUUACUGGUGGAAAUGGUAUUGAUGCUGCUUCAAAUAAUGCUGAGCUGUAUGAUCUAUCAACAGGCACUUGGACAACUACUGGUAACAUGAGUAAUGCACGAUUCUUUCACACAGCAUCCGCAUUAUCAAAUGGAAAAGUAUUAGUUACUGGUGGAAAUAGUAUUGAUGGUGCUUCAAAUAAUGCUGAGCUGUAUGAUCCAUCAACAGAUAUUUGGGCAACUAUUGGUAGCAUGACUAAGGCACGAUUCUUUCACACAGCAUCUGUAUUAUCAAAUGGAAAAGUUUUAGUUACUGGUGGGUUGAAUAGUAAUAGUAUUUUUGAUACUUUAAAUAAUGCUGAAUUGUAUGAUCCAUCAACAAAUACUUGGAAAACUACCGGUAGCAUGAAUAAUGCACGACAAGAUCACACAGCAUCUGUAUUAUCAAAUGGAAAAGUAUUAGUUACUGGUGGAUUCAAUGUUAGAAUUGCUUUAAAUAGUGCAGAAUUAUAUUAA